AUCACGGCAAGCCAACAUUCCUCACAGGAGGGAUAGACAUGGGCCACUAACAUCCGCAAAGAUGGAUUCUUAAGUGGAUGGGUUUAUAAGCUGUGCCGGCGCAGGCCAAUGUCUGCCUGCUGCCUGCUGUCUCCUUCCUCGCCAUUGCGCGUUGUCUCGUCUGCAAGAGCAGAGCCGUUCUUUCCUGCGGCAGAGUCUCACAAACUACCCCGCCAUCUGCUGCUCAACGAGGCAUCUCGCCUGAGGUUCUCUCUUGCUCCUCCCUCCUUCUUGCCUCUGCGCUUCGCCCGUCAUGGCGCCGCGCCUCGUGAUCCCCGUCGACAAGAAUUGGGAGUUUAGACAGGCGGACAAGGAGGGUGCGCAGUUCCUGCCGGUCAGCCAGUUCCCGACCAAUGUCCACCUCGACCUGCAGCACCACGGCCUGAUUCCGGACCCCUUCGUCGGCAAGAACGAGCUCGCCGUGCAGUGGGUGGGUGAGGCGCAAUGGACCUACAGGACUACCUUCGCUUCCCCGGCAGUGCCUGCAGGCGCCAAGGCUGUGCUCGCCUUCGAUGGCCUCGACACCUUCGCGACGGUCCUGCUCAACGGCACCACCGUCCUCAAGACGGAUAACAUGUUCACCCCGGAGCGGGUCGACGUGACCUCGGUCUUGAAGGAGGAGAACGAGUUGGUCAUCACCUUCGACAGCGCAUUCCUGCGGGGUUGCAAGUUGGUUGAGGAGCAUCCGGACCACAAGUGGGGCUGCUGGAAUGGCGACACGUCGCGGCUAGCCGUCCGGAAAGCGCAGUAUCACUGGGGCUGGGAUUGGGGCCCGACCCUCCUGACCUGCGGCCCUUGGCGCCCCAUCCACCUCGAGAUCUAUGAGUCCCGCUUGACGGACCUCUAUGCCGAAACUAUCGUCGACAAGUCCCUGGUCCGGGCCAAUGUCACGGUGACGGCAACGGUCGAGGGAAGGGCGGACAAGGUGAGGUUCGACGUAUCGCUGGAUGGCCAGCCGGUCGCCUCCGAGACCACCGAUGCCAGCUCCGGCACGGCCGCCGUGUCGUUCCUCAUCGACAACCCGGCGCUGUGGUACCCCAUCCGCUACGGCAAGCAGCCCCUCUACACCAUCAGGGCGACCCUGCUCAGCGGCGAGGAGGAGGCGGACACUACGUCCAAGCGGAUCGGCCUCCGAAGGGCCGAACUGAUCCAGCGCCCCCUGAAGGAGCAACCGGGCACGAGCUUUUUCUUCGAAAUCAACAACGUCCCCGUCUUCUGCGGUGGCAGCGACUGGAUUCCGGCGGACAACUUCAUCCCUCGCAUCAGCCGGGAGAAGUACUAUGACUGGGUCAAGCUCGUGGCCGACGGCAACCAGUUCAUGAUCCGCGUGUGGGGUGGCGGCAUCUACGAGGAGCAGGCCUUCUACGACGCUUGCGACGAACUCGGCAUCCUCGUCUGGCAGGACUUCAUGUUUGGCUGCGGCAACUACCCCGCGUGGCCGGAGCUGCUGCAGUCGAUCGACCGGGAGGCGCGAGAGAACGUGAAGCGGCUCCGCCACCACCCGUCCAUCGUGAUCUGGGCAGGCAAUAACGAGGACUACCAGUACCAGGAAUCGGAGGGUCUCACAUACGACUACGCCAACAAGGACGCCGAGAGCUGGCUCAAGACUGACUUCCCGGCCCGCUACAUCUACGAGAAGGUGCUCCCGGAGGCCUGUGCCGAGCUCACCCCCAACACCUUUUACCACCCCGGCUCCCCUUGGGGCGCGGGCCGCAACACGCGCGACGCCACGGUCGGCGACAUUCACCAGUGGAACGUGUGGCACGGCACACAGGAGAAGUGGCAGAACUUCGACAAGCUCGUCGGCCGCUUUGUGUCCGAGUUUGGCAUGCAGGCCUUCCCGUCCGUCAAGACGAUCGACGCCUACCUGCCGCUCGGCAAGGACGACCCCGACCGGUACCCGCAGUCGUCGACCGUCGACUUCCACAACAAGGCCGAGGGCCACGAGCGGCGCAUCGCCCUCUACCUCGCCGAGAACCUGCGCUACGCGCCGGACCCGCUUGAGCACUUCGUCUACAGCACGCAGCUCAUGCAGGCCGAGUGCCUCGCCUCGGCCUACCGGCUCUGGAAGCGCGAGUGGCGCGGCCCCGGCCGCGAGUACUGCGGCGGCGCGCUCGUGUGGCAGAUCAACGACUGCUGGCCGGUGACGAGCUGGAGCAUCGCCGACUACUACCUCCGCCCGAAGCUGGCCUACUUCACCGUCAAGCGCGAGAUGGCGCCCGUGAGCAUCGGCAUCACCCGCCGGACACACCUGCACCCGCGCGACAAGUACACGCGCGUCAACAUCGACGUCAAGACGCAGAUCGAGGUGUGGGGCAGCAACCUGACGCUGGAGGACCUGACGGUCGACUGCGUGCUCAAGGCGUGGGACGUGGAAACGGGCGAGGAGACCUUCUCGCAGACCCUCGCGGCCGGCAAGCUGCUCCCGGAGAACAGGUCGACCGAGAUCGCUGCGCUGGACGUGCCCGUCCGGAAGCGGAACGUCGGCGAGGAGAGCCGCAUCGUCGUGGCCGCGUACCUGAUCCGGGAGGGCAAGCAGAUCGCGCGCUACGUCAACUGGCCCGAGCCGCUCAAGUAUGUCCACCUGCAGAAGCCGAAGGCGCUCAAGGCGCAGCUCACGGCGGACCACGCGGCGGUGGAGAUCAGCGCCGAGGUACCGGUCAAAGGCGUCGCGCUCGAGUGCGAGGACGACGGCGUCAAGUUUGACGAUAACCUGGUGGACAUUGUGCCGGGCGAGGUAGUGACCAUCGGGGUCAGUGGCGCGAGCGCGGAGACCAGGAUCGAGACGCGGUAUCUGGGCAUGCUCUAGACAGAUUUCAAGUCAUUUCUCCCCCAUUUCUUCCCCAUGUAGAGAUUUUCCAUAUACAAUGAAGACUCCGAUAGAUUCAUGACAUGACCAAAAGAACAUUAGUACGAUGAU
Messenger RNA from Thermothielavioides terrestris NRRL 8126, 2959 nucleotides. RefSeq names its product glycoside hydrolase family 2 protein. The transcript has 2 exons. The coding region runs from base 293 to 2848 and encodes 851 amino acids. Lineage: Eukaryota; Fungi; Ascomycota; Sordariomycetes; Sordariales; Chaetomiaceae. Gene Ontology annotation, molecular function: beta-mannosidase activity. The record is from RefSeq and is a predicted model, not a curated record. Gene Ontology annotation, biological process: carbohydrate metabolic process; glycoprotein catabolic process.